AUGACCGCCGGUGAAACCUGCCAACCUGUUGAGAACAUAGUAAACAACUUCAUAUCUCAAAUUCAUGACAGCGGUCUAAACCCUCUCAGGCUUGCCAAUAUUUCCGUCUCUGAAUUCUAUACCGAAUUGAGGAACCAUUUGUCGGUGAUCAAUGACGGCGGCAGUAUUGCCCUUGGCCGUGGAGAAUAUCUAGUUAGCAUCGGCCUAAGCAAGAACUUAGAGAGCCUUUUCUCGACUACAACACCGUUCGUCAGGGAAGGCCCACCUGUGACCUGGACGAAGCUUAUUCUCUUUGCAGGUCCUCAGUAUGAGGGUCCAGCGCAGCUCAAGGUUGGUGACUCCAGCGUGGAGCUGUCAAAGGAUGACUUCAAACUCCUGCACUCCGGUAGACCCUGGCGAUUUCUCUCUCCUUGGCCCGAUAAAGACAAUUGCAUGAAGGAGCUUGAAUCGAGCCAGAUGGCACUGCACGAGCUUGCUGAUUCUCGGAGAACAAUAAGUGAAGGUGAGCGCCUUAAGGAUUAG
Messenger RNA from Penicillium canescens, 522 nucleotides. RefSeq lists its product as uncharacterized. Bases 1 to 522 code for a protein of 173 amino acids. The record is from RefSeq and is a predicted model, not a curated record. The transcript has a single exon. NCBI's taxonomy places the organism in Eukaryota, Fungi, Ascomycota, Eurotiomycetes, Eurotiales, Aspergillaceae.